AUGUUGUUGUUUGUGUCGCAGGAGCCGCAGGCCAGGCCGGGGCCGCCGCCCGGGGCCGCCGCCGCGGGGCUGGGGCCGGCGCCAGGCAUGUCGGUGUGCGGGGAGGCGGUGGGCGCCGGCUCCCUGCCCAGCGAGCUGGUGGUCCACAUAUUCUCCUUCCUGGCGGCCCCCGACCGGCUGCGGGCCUCGGCCGCCUGCUCGCACUGGCGGGAGUGCCUCUUCUACCCGGCGCUCUGGCCGCGCCUCCGCCUCAGUCUCCGCGUCUCGCCCGCCGAGCGCCCGCGCCUCGAGUUCCUCAUGCGCAAGUGCGGCUGGUUUGUCCGUGAGCUCCGCGUACAGUUCGCCGCCGACAACUACCCCACGGGCGGCGGCGGAGGGGGGGCGGCGGCAGGCGAGGGCGCCGCGGCGGCGGGGGACGGGGAGGCGCCGCCGCCGCUGAGCCCGCGCUGGCUCGACCUGCUGAGGACUUAUCUGGAGCUGGUGCUGUGCGUCCUGAGCAGCGUCCGAAACAACAGGAACCUCCAGAAGUUAAGUCUUUUUGGGGAUAUAAGCAUUCUGCAGCAACAUGGAAGUAUAUCAAAUACAUACCUUGGAAAGGUUGACCCGGAUGGCAAGAAGAUUAAACAAAUCCAACAGCUGUUUGAAGAGAUAUUAGGCAAUAGCAGGCAAUUGAAAUGGCUGUCUUGUGGGUUAAUGCUGCAAAUAGUAACUCCCACAUCACUGUCCUCCUUAUCAAACCCCAUAGCCAACACCAUGGAACAUCUGAGCUUAUUGGACAACCACAUCCCUGGUAAUACCACUCUUAUCACUGCGGUUGAAUUGGAGCGCUUUGUGAAUCUGCGUUCGCUCGCUUUGGAUUUCUGUGAUUUUACAGCUGAAAUGGCAAGAGUCCUGGCUGACAGCAACCAUGUGCCUUUGCAUCGACUGUCUCUCCUGGUCCACAGUGUUUCCAUAAUGCACAAGUCAUUGGACAAUAUGCCAAAAGAUGAGAAUUGGCAGGCGCUGACUCGCAACAGCACUAAUCUUCGGGUCUAUAUAAUGGCUUUUGAUGUCAAGAGUGAUGAUAUGUUAAGGAUUCUUAAGCCCAGUAUCCCCUUAGAGAGGAUUCACUUUGACAGCUAUGUCACUUGUGUUUCAGGGGCUGUUGUUGACCUCAUAUCCAGGCAGUAUGACAAGUUCCUCACUCAUUUUAUACUAAUGAAUGAUGUGGUAGAUAUGUCUGCCUUCCCAGAUCUUAGUGACAACCGGAAUGAAGAUCCACUUGUCUUAUUAGCCUGGAGGUGCACAAGGCUGUCUCUCCUAGCUGUUCAUGGUUACACUGUUUGGGCUCAUAAUCUUAUAGCAAUCGCUCGUCUUCGUGGCUCUGACCUGAAAGUACUGGAAGUCACAGAAGAAAGCAUCGAUUUCGACCAAGGAGAACUGGCUGAUCAGGAUGUGGAUCCAGUACACAAUUUCAUUGAGCAAGUAUCUCUCGGAUUGGGUCGGCCUUGGCACGCCGUCAUGGACAUUGAGCUGCUCAGUGUCUUCACUGAGCCAACCCGUCACUUUUACAGAGAGAUGCAGAGCUUCAGUGAAGGCAUUUAGCUCCUUAUUUACAAUUCCUGUGGUUACAUAUGCAAGUAGGGUCCUAUUAUGUUUUUUCGGUAGUGUGAAUUAACCCCUUUUGUGCUGUGUUUAAUCAGUAUUAGCUAUAUAGAAUUAUAUAUGUGUAUUCUACUUCUUGAUCAAAGAACGUAGUCGGGUAUUGGUUUAGAAGCUGAAAGUGGCAGUGUUUAGGGUUUUCACGGUUAAUGGACUUGUCUACCAAACCUUAAGAGAUACAGCCAAAGGCUGUCUGAGGUUGCCGGCUAACUUUACUUUACUUGAGUAACUGCAUUUUGAAUUAUUUUGCUAUUGGAGUCCUGUGCUCGGGAGCCAACUGUUUUUAAUACCCAUAUUCAUAGUCAAGUGGAUUUCUGUGCUGUCAUUGUGUGCUUAAUCCAGUAGCAUGCUGCUUAAUAGGCUUAAAGGACGAGAAGUCUCUCCAGGGCUGUUCACUCUAAGACUCCUACCUUGCUUUAUUUCACGUGCGGAUUCUGAAGCAUGACUUAACUCCAUUCUCGGCUUUCCUUAGCUGUUAAGCGGCGGUGUGAAACACUAGCGUUCAGGUACCUGCACUUACAGAUUCACUCCAUAAGCUGUAGUCUUUUGGAUUCUUUGCAAACUCCUCCUUGUUUCUUCUCAUGUUCUGUCAUCUUCCUUAAAAGUUAGCUUUGGGCCAAAGUUUAAAAGGAAAAAGCAAGAAUGUGCACUCCGAUGAGGUAAACACAUAACAGUGAAGACUUCAAUACAAAGGUCUACACCUGCAAACAAACAUUAGUCGUGAAAUCCCUAACAACCAAGUCACUGGAUUUUCUCUGUCAGCGCCUGUGUCAGCUGCCAAAGAAUAGAUUAAAAACGAAGAAGUGCCCACAUGCUGGCAGGGGCAGGCCAACUUUUGGCCAGCCAGAUACUGCUAGAUUGUAAUAUAUAAGGUCGAAUUUCGACCUGUGGUACACAGCUGUGCUGUGGCUCAGUCAGCAACCUCAGAACUCUUAACAAACAUGCACCUGUUUCACUGUGAAUAGUGAAUGUAAAGGAAGGAAAGGAAAUAAAUACAAAGCUUGUUCUAUCACAGGUAUGAGCUGCUAUGAUGCAUGAAGAACAUUCCAUGAAGUAUGUUUUAAAAUCUUGUUAUAUCUGAGAGGCUUUAGAAGCCGAUUUAACUGUUUCAGGGCAACCGCGGUACAGACGUGGUCUCUGUGAGACUUCCACCUGACCCCAGUUUUAAGUGGUACGAAUGUUGUGCAUUUAAUGUUUAAAGGACAGUCUGCAAUAAUAAAGUAAGUGGCCAACGUGGGUGCCCAGCAGUGCUGAGACCUGGCUGCUAUAUUGUAAGCUUUGGAAAACACAAUUUAUGCAACAGAUGUCCAGAUAUGAUUCUAUUUAUGGAAAAAGUUUAUAUGUGUUUUACAAAUGGUUUUACCAUCUUAUAUUAAAAUGACCUUUUGACAGGUGUGCGCUGUUUUGUCUCCAGUGAGCACAUACCAUGCGGAUUUUAUAUGUACAUCAGUAGAGUGAAUCCACUGGCACAGUGUGUGUAUAUGCCAGAUGUGGUGAGAUUUUAUCUUACAAAUGUGAUCAGAUAAAAAAAAAACUCCUGACAGAAAAUGUAAGGAAACCAGCUGAAUGUUUGAAUUGAUGACUGAUGUUGUAUGGUUUAUGUUAAAUGUUAUAUUCUUUUAAUCAAUGAAUAAAGCAUUAAAAAUUGAUCGCUGUAUAAAAUAUUUUAUUGUUGUCAGCAUGAAGAUUUUUAGAAUUAAAACGCAACAUCAUUCAUAAGCUGUGUGUAACUGGUAGCUCCCAUUGUGUGUAGGUCAGCAGAAGAAUCUAAAAUAAUUCAUACAGUAAUUUUUUUUUUUUUUUUAAUUUGGCUGAAUUUUGUCAACAAUUUUUGGGUGGUGGAGGAAGGGGAAGGAUGCUUUGCUAAAGAUCAGACCAGUUAGCACAAACAGUAUAUCAUUAUAUGACCUAUUAGACUGAUACAGUAAACUGUGGAUUGUAGAAUAUAGAAUACUAUUUUUGGGAAAUUACUGCAUCCAUUGCAAUUGCUUAAAUCAAAAUCUAAUGUGCUCAAGAAAAAUGUGUAGUACUUCUUUGGUGUCCCACUAUUAAAUAGAUUAUGAAUACCUGCAA
Messenger RNA from Corapipo altera (White-ruffed manakin), 3714 nucleotides. It is a transcript of the gene FBXO33, whose product is annotated as F-box protein 33. Gene Ontology annotation, cellular component: SCF ubiquitin ligase complex. Gene Ontology annotation, biological process: positive regulation of protein ubiquitination; SCF-dependent proteasomal ubiquitin-dependent protein catabolic process. Bases 1 to 1584 code for a protein of 527 amino acids. The transcript has 4 exons. Lineage: Eukaryota; Metazoa; Chordata; Aves; Passeriformes; Pipridae. The record is from RefSeq and is a predicted model, not a curated record. Gene Ontology annotation, molecular function: protein binding.